Molecule: messenger RNA, 407 nt
Organism: Labrus mixtus (cuckoo wrasse)
Lineage: Eukaryota; Metazoa; Chordata; Actinopteri; Labriformes; Labridae
Product: cytochrome c oxidase subunit 7B, mitochondrial
Exons: 2
Coding region: 16-261 (81 amino acids)
Biological process (GO): mitochondrial electron transport, cytochrome c to oxygen
Source: RefSeq, a predicted model, not a curated record
GUGCAGUACUUUUUGAUGGUCAUAACCAUAAAUACUGUGUUUGAUUGUUGUCCAGGUCAGGCCGCAAGGCAGGUGAGGCAUGGAUCCUCUGAGGCCUCAAACUUCCACGUCAAAUACGGCAAUGGGUUGAUUGUCGGUGGAGCGGUCUUCUGCACAGCUGUGUGGUCAUACGUGCUGACUCAGACUGGCAUCACCUGGAAUCUGUCGCCUAUUGGGAAGGUGAUGCCCAAAGAGUGGAGAGAGCCCGAGUCUGAGGAGUAAAGAGGCGCCAUGACAAACCAAUCUCUCACCUCCUAAUAAACUUUCUGGUUGUACAGAUGAAUGACAAUUAUCUGCAUGUUCCGACAGCAGAUGCCUGUGUUUAUUCCAACAUGUUACUUUGUCCAAAUAAAUUAAGUAUGAUUCUA